CCAACAAGAAUUUUUUUAGUGUAUAUAUAUAUGAAAAAUAAUUUUCUUCCUCCGAAAAAAUAUUUUGAACCCCAAAAAAUAUUUUCGCCCUCCGAAGACGACUUUCCUGGAUCCGCCCCCGAACCUCGAUCGGACCGCAGGAAUUUUUGAGAAGCAAGUAAAAGACUUUAAAAAAAUCUCCCAAAUAAUGGAGAUGUGAUUGGUGGUGUCCUGUCUGACACUUCGAAACGAACGCUUUUUUAUGAGUGAUUGCUCUUUCUUUCUUUCUUUUGUCAUGUGGGUAUUUAACAGCCAUGGGAGCGGACUGCAUGGAGAGCCGAUAGAAAAAUAAAGCCGCGGAAGCCUAACCAACUAAGCACUUCCACUCAACGAGAGGGGAAAACCUCAGAUCUCCUCUCCCAAAACCCCUGCACAUCUCUUUCGCUUUCCGCGUAGAAGAUCAGCGGAAAUGGAGGCGCCGUUGCUCAACGGCUUCUCCAGCGGCGACCACCGCCUCCUUCACGGCGCUGACGGCGACUACCUCCCUGCCAGAGAGCUGCGAACAUGGUGGAAGAUUUUCUGUAUAGAAACGGUCAAGCUUUGGCUGAUUGGUGGGCCCAUUGCGUUCAACAUCAUUUGCCAGUUCGGGACCGGCUCUGCUACCAACAUCUUCGUCGGACAUCUCGGAGACAUCGAGCUCUCCUCUAUUUCCAUCGCCCAGUCCGUUAUUAGCACUUUCUCUUUCGGAUUUAUGCUUGGUAUGGGGAGUGCAUUGGAGACGCUAUGUGGGCAGGCGUUUGGUGCGGGUCAAAUUCACAUGCUUGGGAUAUACAUGCAACGCUCAAUAAUUAUCCUCUUUGUGACUUGUAUUGCUCUUCUGCCUUUCUACUUGUUUGCCACUCCACUGCUCUUAUUGCUUGGCCAAGAAAAUGAGAUUGCUGUCCUUGCUGGGGAUUACGCCAUUCUAAUCAUCCCUCAACUCUUCUCACUUUCUGUCACUUUUCCCACCCAAAAGUUUCUUCAGGCCCAAAGCAAGGUCCAAGUGCUUGCCUGGAUUGGUUUUGUGUGCCUGGUACUUAAUGUGUUUCUGCUUUGGGUCUUUAUCACUUUGCUGGGCUGGGGUACAACCGGAGCAGCUUUAGCAUUCAAUAUCUCGAAUUGGGGCAUUGCGAUAGCCCAGUUGGUGUAUGUUGUUGUGUGGUGUAAGGAGGAUGGGUGGAGUGGAUUGUCUUGGGCUGCUUUGAAUGAUAUAUGGGCCUUUGUUAGGCUCUCAUUUGCUUCGGCUGUUAUGCUCUGCCUUGAGAUAUGGUAUAUGAUGAGCAUUAUCAUACUUACUGGCCAUCUUGACAAUGCUGUCGUUGCUGUUGGCUCCCUUUCUAUAUGCAUGAAUGUUAAUGGCUGGGAAGCCAUGCUGUUCAUCGGAGUCAAUGCUGCAAUUAGUGUUCGAGUCUCAAACGAGCUUGGGCUGGGACAUCCAAGGGCUACCAAAUACUCCGUUUAUGUCACAGUUUUUCAGUCACUCUUAAUUGGGAUACUUUUCAUGGUGAUUGUGCUGGCAACUCGAAACCAUUUAGCCAUUAUAUUCACAGAUAGCAAAGAUUUGAGACAAGCUGUCGCCAGGCUUGCUCCUCUACUAGGAAUAACCAUGCUUCUCAACAGUGUCCAGCCUGUGAUUUCCGGUGUCGCAGUCGGAGGAGGAUGGCAAGCUCUGGUUGCUUAUAUAAACUUGGGAUGCUAUUACAUAUUUGGCCUUCCAUUCGGAUUCAUUCUGGGUUAUGUGGCUAACUUUGGAGUUAUUGGACUUUGGGGAGGAAUGAUAGCAGGAACCGGUUUGCAGACUCUACUCCUCUUGCUUGUUCUUUACAAAACCAAUUGGACUAGUGAGGUUGAGCAGACGACAGAACGCAUGAAGAAGUGGGGUGGACAAGACUUUGACAUUAGUAGCUUACCUGAUAAUGUCUCAUCCAGCAAAUCCCAGCCUUAAGUUUCAGUAAUGGCGCGUGAUGGCAUGUUUAUCUAGCUACCUGCGAUAUGAAAGGUGUAGCAAGUGUUGUUCCUACGUCAGAACUCAGACGUGGGAGGCAAUUCUUGUAUUUCAAUAAUGCAUGCACAAGAACUCAUGGGAUAUGUAUUAGAAUGAAAUUGUAAUUCAUUAGCGAGAUGAGAAUUUUGUAGUUGGAAUGCUCGUUCUAGUUUGAAGUUGAAUUUAUUUAAAGAUUGGAAUUCCUUAUGGCAGGAUUUUGACCUAAACGCUAUGCGAC
Molecule: messenger RNA, 2240 nt
Organism: Cuscuta europaea
Lineage: Eukaryota; Viridiplantae; Streptophyta; Magnoliopsida; Solanales; Convolvulaceae
Source: the annotation of a GenBank genome assembly